CGGUUGUGGCCUAGCGUUCUGCGCAGGCGCAGUCGGCUCCCGAAGCUGCUCCGAGGUUCGACGCCGUUGUGAGGAGAGAAAAAAGACAGUUUCUUUCCUUCCUUCCUCCCGCCUUCGCCGCUGCCGCUUCGCCGCCAUUAUGAGCGUGGAAGCGUACGGGCCCAGCUCCCAAACGCUGACGUUCCUGGACACGGAGGAGGCCGAGCUGCUGGGUGCCGACACGCAGGGCUCCGAGUUCGAGUUCACCGACUUCACCUUGCCCAGCCAGGGCCAGACGCCGCCCGCCGCCGCCGGGAGCGGGGCCUCCGCCUCUUCCUCCUCCGCCGCUCAAGGCCACGGCGGCCCGCCCUCUGCCGCCGCCCCGGGGCCCCUCGACGCCCAGGUCAACGGGCCGGAUGGCAUCCUCCAGAACGGGGCUGUGGAUGACAGUGUACCGAAGACCAGCCAGCUCCUUGCCGAGCUCAACUUUGAGGAGGAUGAAGAGGAUACCUACUACACCAAGGACCUCCCUGUGCAUGCCUGCAGCUACUGCGGCAUCCAUGAUCCAGCCUGUGUGGUCUACUGUAAUACCAGCAAAAAGUGGUUCUGCAAUGGACGCGGGAAUACCUCUGGCAGCCACAUCGUGAACCACCUGGUGCGAGCCAAGUGCAAAGAGGUGACUCUCCACAAGGACGGUCCUCUGGGUGAGACAGUCCUGGAGUGCUACAACUGUGGCUGCCGCAAUGUCUUCCUGCUGGGCUUCAUCCCGGCCAAAGCCGACUCUGUGGUCGUCUUGCUGUGCAGGCAACCUUGUGCAAGUCAGAGCAGCCUGAAGGACAUCAACUGGGACAGCUCUCAGUGGCAGCCUCUGAUUCAAGACCGCUGCUUCCUUUCCUGGCUGGUCAAGAUCCCUUCAGAGCAAGAGCAGCUCAGGGCCCGGCAGAUCACCGCCCAGCAAAUCAACAAGCUGGAAGAGCUGUGGAAGGAGAACCCGUCUGCCACCCUCGAAGACUUGGAGAAGCCUGGCGUCGACGAGGAGCCACAGCACGUCCUGCUCCGCUAUGAGGACGCCUAUCAGUACCAGAACAUCUUUGGGCCACUGGUGAAACUCGAGGCGGACUACGACAAGAAGCUGAAAGAGUCUCAGACCCAAGACAACAUCACUGUGAGGUGGGAUUUGGGUCUGAACAAGAAGAGGAUUGCCUACUUCACUUUGCCGAAGACAGAUUCAGAUAUGCGUCUGAUGCAGGGAGAUGAGAUCUGCCUGAGGUACAAGGGGGACUUGGCCCCACUCUGGAAAGGGAUUGGCCACGUGAUCAAAGUUCCUGAUAGUUUCGAAGAUUACGGCGACGAGAUUGCCAUUGAGCUGCGGAGCAGCGUGGGGGCCCCCGUGGAGGUGACCCACAACUUCCAGGUGGACUUUGUGUGGAAGUCAACCUCCUUUGACAGGAUGCAGAGCGCCCUGAAGACCUUCGCGGUGGAUGAGACCUCUGUCUCUGGCUACAUCUACCACAAGCUCCUGGGCCAUGAGGUGGAGGAUGUCAUCAUCAAGUGCCAGCUGCCCAAGCGCUUCACUGCCCAAGGGCUGCCAGACCUCAACCACUCUCAGGUGUAUGCAGUGAAGACUGUCUUGCAGCGACCCUUGAGCCUCAUCCAGGGGCCCCCUGGGACUGGGAAGACUGUGACCUCGGCCACUAUCGUUUAUCACCUGGCGAGGCAAGGAAAUGGGCCUGUGCUCGUCUGCGCUCCAAGUAACAUCGCCGUGGACCAGCUGACGGAGAAGAUUCACCAGACGGGACUGAAGGUGGUUCGCCUUUGCGCCAAGAGCCGCGAAGCCAUCGACUCACCUGUCUCCUUCCUGGCCCUGCACAACCAGAUCAGGAAUAUGGAUAGUAUGCCUGAGCUCCAAAAGCUGCAGCAGCUGAAAGAUGAGACUGGGGAGCUGUCCUCUGCUGACGAGAAGCGCUACCGGGCCCUGAAAAGGACAGCCGAGCGGGAAUUGCUCAUGAAUGCGGACGUCAUUUGCUGCACCUGCGUGGGAGCUGGCGACCCACGGCUGGCCAAGAUGCAGUUCCGCUCCAUCCUGAUUGACGAGAGCACCCAAGCCACAGAGCCUGAGUGCAUGGUGCCGGUGGUCCUGGGGGCAAAGCAGCUGAUCCUCGUGGGCGACCACUGCCAGCUUGGCCCGGUGGUGAUGUGCAAGAAGGCAGCCAAAGCUGGCCUGUCGCAGUCCCUUUUUGAGCGGCUGGUGGUGCUGGGCAUCCGACCCAUCCGCCUCCAGGUCCAGUACCGCAUGCACCCGGCCCUGAGCGCCUUCCCAUCGAACAUCUUCUACGAGGGAUCCCUGCAGAAUGGUGUCACGGCAGCGGACCGUGUGAAGAAAGGCUUUGACUUCCAGUGGCCCCAGCCAGACAAGCCCAUGUUCUUCUAUGUGACCCAAGGGCAAGAGGAGAUCGCAAGUUCCGGGACUUCGUACCUGAACAGAACGGAGGCUGCAAAUGUGGAGAAGAUUACCACCAAGUUGCUGAAGGCUGGGGCGAAGCCGGACCAGAUUGGGAUCAUCACGCCGUAUGAAGGGCAGCGCUCCUACCUGGUGCAGUACAUGCAAUUCAGCGGUUCCUUGCACACCAAGCUCUAUCAGGAAGUGGAAAUUGCCAGCGUGGAUGCUUUCCAAGGGCGUGAGAAGGACUUCAUCAUUCUCUCCUGCGUCAGGGCCAAUGAGCACCAAGGCAUCGGUUUUCUGAAUGAUCCCCGGCGCCUCAACGUGGCUCUGACCCGAGCGAGAUAUGGUGUCAUCAUUGUGGGGAACCCCAAGGCCCUAUCCAAGCAGCCCCUCUGGAACCACCUGCUCAACUACUACAAGGAGCAAAAGGUGCUGGUGGAAGGCCCCCUGAACAACCUACGCGAGAGCCUCAUGCAGUUCAGCAAGCCCCGGAAACUGGUCAAUACCAUCAACCCGGGGGCCCGCUUCAUGACCACCGCCAUGUAUGAUGCUCGUGAGGCCAUUAUCCCCGGAUCGGUGUACGACCGCAGCAGCCAAGGCCGCCCCUCCAACAUGUACUUCCAAACCCAUGACCAGAUUGGGAUGAUCAGCACCGGGCCCAGCCAUGUCACCGCCAUGAACAUCCCCAUCCCCUUCAACCUGGUGAUGCCACCCAUGCCGCCCCCGGGGUACUUUGGGCAGGCCAAUGGUCCCGCUGCCGGCCGGGGGAACCUGAAGGGCAAGGCUAGCCGGGGCGGGCGGCAGAAGAAUCGCUUUGGGCUCCCGGGGACCGGCCAGUCCAACCUGCCCAACAGCCAGGCCAGCCAAGACGUGGCCUCGCAGCCCUUCUCCCAGGGGCCCUUGACCCAGGGCUACAUUUCCAUGAGCCAGCCCUCCCAGAUGAGCCAGCCAGGCCUCUCCCAGCCAGAGCUUUCCCAGGAUAGCUACCUGGGCGAUGAGUUCAAGUCCCAGAUCGAUGUGGCCCUGUCACAGGACUCGACGUACCAAGGGGAGCGCGCUUAUCAACACGGAGUGACCGGACUGUCACAGUAUUAAAAUGUUGAAGGAGAAGAGCUAAGCUUGCGUGGAGCUUAGUUCCACAGCGUUUUAUUCUGGGUCAUAAAAAAAUUAAAAUAAAAUGGAUACCUGUUUUCCACUGCUAAAACUGAAGCAACUCUUGUGAGAGCAACAAGAGAGAGAAAGGUAGAGAAAAGAGAGAGAGAGAGAGCGACAUCAACGGAGAGAGGAGUGAGAGAAGAGGGAAAGGAAGGAGCGCGUGCGAAGGAGAGAGAGAGAAGAAGAGGAAAGAAUAAUAAUAAUAAAAACACAAUAAAGAGCCCACUGCUAGCUCACUGAGAUGAGAGGAGACUAAUGACCGGAGAUGGGAAGCUGAGCACCGGAGGAGGAGGAGGAGGGACCGGCUGGCGGUCGGUCAGCGGACUCCCGCCAUCAACAAACAUACUGAAGAGGCGAGAGAGAGAGAGAGAGAGAGAGAAAGGAGGAGAGAGAAAAGAAAGAGAAGGACCUUCGAAGCAAGAUUCACUUCAUGUUCCGUUCUUCUCAUUGUUGCGAGCAGGGCUUUACUUUUCAGAGCAGGGCGGGAGAGGGAAGGGGAAAAAAACCCUCCAUCUCAGAGUUGGUUUGUGUACUUGUCUCUCCCUUUGUUUGUAUUUUUAUUUUUCCCUUCCUUCUUUUUUUUUCCUUCAGAGCAAGCGGUCCUCCGCUCUCGGCUGGUACCCAAUUCUGAGACGGAGUGGUUUUGGCAAUUUUUUUAUUUUUAUUUUUUUUGUGAAUCUCGCAUUUGCAAAAAUGGGAUUUUUUUUUCUUUUUUUUCUUUCUUUUUUUUUUUUUUUUGGUGAAAAGAUGGAGUGGUUCUUUUUUCCCCCAACUUUUUUUUAAAGGAGAGAGAAGUGCUGGAUAUAUAUAUUAUAUAUUUCUAGACCCUUUUUUGUCUCUGAAAUGAUAUCUUGGUAGUGGAGCGGGUGCGGGACAAAAAAACCCUUGUUCUGAAAAGCUGAGUAGAAAAAUCUAUAAAUAUAUCUCUACACACAUAUAUAUAAGAAAAAAGCGUGCUGCUUAACUUUGAGAACACUCUUUUUUUGGCGCGAUUUUGUCCAGUUGGUCGCCCUCUUCUCCCGAAGGAGAGUCGCGGAAAGGAAGUCAGCGCUUUCUAGGUUCCGAAGGACAUUUGUCUUGCUUUUAUCGGCUACUUCUUUCUGGGCUCUGCUCCGCGCAACGUUUUGGGGUUUUAUUUCCCUUUCCCCCUGCUGUUUGUUUUCUUCUUCCUUUUUCUGUAAGACGUAACGCUUCACAAAAAGAAAAGGUAGAUCGAGCUGAUCUUUGGCCUGAGGGACGCUGGGUUGGGGGAUGCGUUUUUAGCAAAAAGGGAGGAGGAGGGGGGACUAGAUUAUAUUGGUUUUGAAGUAAAAGGUUCUCUAUCAAAAAAGGUAAUAUUUCAAAGCAGGUCAGUGGCGUGGAGAGCAGAUAGUUAUUGCAAGGAUAUCGGGGUGAUGUUUUGCAGGAAGGAGAAGUUGAAACAGCCGGAGACCACGGAAAAGAAGAAAACAACGCGACAUUCAAGUGACCAAAAAUGUUUUGUUUUGUUUUUUUGCGACGGAAAACAUUUUCCUUUUUACAAUCCGCAUUGAUAGCUUUUUUCAGCAAAAACACCAACAAUGCCUCUGAAACUCGUCUUCGGCCCUUUUGCCUCUCGAGAGGCGGUUUUGUACAAAAAUCAUCCGUAUGAAUUUCCCCCCCUUUCUUCUGAUGUCGUUUCACCUUUUGAGGAAUGCGAAGUUACUUUUCACUAAUGUAAAACAGACGACACCCUGCUUAAGAAACCCAUCCCGCUUCCUAGGAAAGAAAAAAGACCCGUCCCGCAAAGGUGGGAUUUCAGAUCCCUUUUGGAAUAAAGUAAAUAACAUAAAAAACCGCCCGAGACUUGUUUUCCAGCCACAGAAGUGCAACGUCGGUGCUGUAGCAGACAGGCUGGUGGCAGGAAAUACACAAGAAGGGUCUCCAAGAUUUGAACUUCUCCGGGAAAAGGGCUGCAAGCCAAACGUCCUGCCGAGGGGCUGCCUCUCGAUCUGGACCAUUGGAGGAUGAACCCCUUCCUCCACCCCGCCCCCCAGGUAGGCUGCUGCGUAGGUUUAUUUUUUGAGAUAGGCUUUAAAGUGAUAGCUGCCUUCCCCUUCCCCAUUAUUGACCCUCUGCGGAUUAAAUGUACCCCGUUUUCUUCCCGCCUCCACUUCCCCGAUCCCUCCCUCUAGUUAUUGACGCUUGCCUCCGCUUUGCGCUGGGUUUCUUUCCCUCUGUUGCAAGUCAUUCUUUUUCUUUUUCUAUUGAAAAAAAACAGCACCCGGUCGCCAAUAAUAGCGCGGUGUUGAAGCUGGUUUUUACCCUCCCCUUUUGGUCCCAGUUUGUUUCCUUUUUGUUUUUUAAAACUGUUUGUCAUCAACUUAAUAAAGAGCUCUUGCAUUCA
Anolis sagrei ordinatus is the source of this 5942-nucleotide messenger RNA. It is a transcript of the gene UPF1, whose product is annotated as UPF1 RNA helicase and ATPase. Gene Ontology annotation, cellular component: cytoplasm. Lineage: Eukaryota; Metazoa; Chordata; Lepidosauria; Squamata; Anolidae. Gene Ontology annotation, biological process: nuclear-transcribed mRNA catabolic process, nonsense-mediated decay. The record is from RefSeq and is a predicted model, not a curated record. Gene Ontology annotation, molecular function: RNA binding; DNA binding; ATP binding.